AAACAAGUUAAUUAAGUCCAUAAAUAACACUUAGCAAAAACGAAAACCGUUAAGAUCCGUUAUUGUAUUAUAUCUAUAUGUCCCUCCUCCCAUUUCUCUCCAUCUCCCAUUGCUCUGAACAAACAAAGCCCGAGAAAAUAAGGGAAGAGAAAAAAUUAAGCCCCAGAAAAAGGUCCCUUCCAUAAGCACCUUCCCCGCCGGAGAUGCAGCCGAAAUCUCACACCCCUUUUUUUGUCCCUCCCCAAAAAGCCAUGAACAACAAUAACCCUAACAACAACAGUAACAGAAUCUCAUCACCAAGAAAUGGCAACAGCACUACCCAGGCUUGUGCUGCAUGCAAGUACCAACGCAGAAAGUGUGCACCCGAUUGCAUUCUUGCACCUUACUUCCCUCACGAACGCCAACGCCAGUUCCUCAACGCGCACAAGUUGUUUGGCGUGAGCAACAUCACCAAGAUCAUCAAGCUUCUCAGCCCUCAGGACAAGGACCAAGCCAUGCGUACCAUCAUUUACCAAUCCGACAUGCGCGCUACAGAUCCAGUUGGUGGUUGCUAUAGGUACAUUCUCGAUCUCCAGGCCCAGAUCGAGUACUAUAGGGCGGAACUCGAACUCGUCCUUCAACAACUCGCCAUUUUUAGAGCUCAGGCUCAACAACAACAACAACAACAACAUGGUAUCUAUGCUCCAAACAACGUUAAUAUCGCUGUCAAUGGCGAUGGCGAGGUUUUGAAUGCUGAUCCAAUGGGAUUGUACGACCAGCAACAACAUUAUCAGUGUCUUCAGCCACAACAACAGGAGCAGUAUGCUAUGAUGCAUGAAAAUGGUCAUGGAAGCCAAAACAGCGACGGCACUGCUUUCCAGGAACAAAUAAACACGUGGGCUGUGCAGAACACUGCUGUGUCUCUUUCUUCGUUGUCGUUGCAAGGGCAGGGUAGUAAUGUUAGCGAUGGGUAUGAUCACAAGCCGGUGCUGGGGAUUGACAUGGAUUCUGAUGAGAGAAGUGAGUUAGGGUUCGAGUCUGAAGAAUUAGUCCAUCGCAGUGAUGAAGCAGUUUUAUUUAAGAUAGACGAUGCAGUAAUUAAAGCGGAGGCUGAUCAGUGCAUGCAACAAGCUCAAGACCAUGACCUGAAAGGUGCAGCAACAUCGUUUACUCUCACAAAUUGUACUUGCUGAUGAGGACAUGGUGUUAAUUAAUUAGAAUAGAUUGUAGAAAUUGCUUCCACAAAAUCGUUCAUUUUGUUGGCAUUAGAGGUUAAAAUUUUUCAAGUCUUAUAUGUGCGGCUGAGUUAUUUACACUAUUUCUUUCACAGAAUUAGUAUUAUUUUUUUUCUCUCCUUAUAAUCAAUAAUAAAUAAUGUAUUCCCACUCCUGAUGUCUGAUUCAAUGAAAGGAAUGGACAGAGAG
Glycine soja is the source of this 1403-nucleotide messenger RNA. Its product is annotated as LOB domain-containing protein 22-like. The transcript has 3 exons. The record is from RefSeq and is a predicted model, not a curated record. Bases 204 to 1172 code for a protein of 322 amino acids. Lineage: Eukaryota; Viridiplantae; Streptophyta; Magnoliopsida; Fabales; Fabaceae.